UACAUUUGGAACCUACACAACCUUAUACAAAUAUGCAGAGGAUGUUAUUGCUGUCUGUUUUCGUAUUACUCGUGGACGGUGUGUUUGAUGCAGAAACCGAUAUAACGAUGUCAGUGAUGGAAGGAGAUUCUGUCACUCUACACACGAAUCUUACUGAAAUACUGAACGAUGACACUUUACUGUGGGUGUUUGGACCUAAAGGCUUUGUCAUAUCUCAAAUAACGAGAAAAAAUGACCUGACCUCUUUUUUCGUCACCGAUGAUGUGAGAUUCAGAGACAGAUUGCAAGUGGACCAAAUAACCGGCUCUCUCACCAUCAGAAACACCAGAAUCAGACACACUGGACAAUAUAAACUAUCUUUCUCUAGAGAAAAGACUACGACUAAGACGUUAAAUGUUACUGUAAUUGGUGUGGUUGGUGAGACGGGUGGAGUGAAGUCAGUAUCAGUGAUGGAGGGAGAUUCUGUCACUCUACAAAAUAAUGUUACUGAAAUACAAAGAGAUGAUCUGAUAGUGUGGAGGUUUGGAGAUAAAGGUGUCCUCCUGGCUAAAAUCGAUGUGGAAACUAACGAGACUUCAUUAAAUGAUGCUGAUGAAAGAUUCAAAGACAGACUGCAGCUGGAUCAGACUGGGUCUCUGAUCAUCAAGAACACCAGAACUGAACACACUGGACUUUAUGAACUACAGAUCAGAGGCCGUGAGAGCUCGCAGCAAUUCCUGGUUUCUGUCAGUGAGUGUACCUUUAAUACCUCAAUCACUGUCUCUCUUCCUGAUCUGGGUCUGUCUCCGGGUGUUAUAGUUGGGAUAGCUGCUGCUGUUCUGCUGUUUUUGACUGCAGUUGUAGCUAUUGUUGUGAAUUACUAUCGCGGCAAGAUCUCUGAACUAAAAAAGCAAGUGGCUGUGACAGUUGAAGAAAAGUCAGUGGCGGACGGAGAUUCUGUCACUUUAGAGACUGAUACUGAGCUACAAAAAGAUGAUAAAAUACAGUGGUGCUAUAAAGAAGACAACAAUCUCAUUGCUGAAAUAAGUCGAGCGACCAGUAAAAAAACAUAUGAUGGUUCUGAUGAGAUAUUCAGAAGCAAACUGGUGCUGGAUGAGAAGACUGGACAUCUCAGCAUCAAUAACAUCAGAAGAAUUCACUCUGGACUCUAUAAACUACAGAUCAGCCGCAAAAACAAAAGAACCGAAUACAAGAAUUUCAUUGUUACUGUCAAAGAUUCCACAGGAAAACAAGUGAAUGAACCAGAGACUGUUGAGAUGUCACUGUUGAAUAGAGAAGAUGUGCAUGAAGUGAAUGAGUGA
Sinocyclocheilus grahami is the source of this 1301-nucleotide messenger RNA. RefSeq lists its product as uncharacterized. The transcript has 6 exons. The record is from RefSeq and is a predicted model, not a curated record. The coding region runs from base 33 to 1301 and encodes 422 amino acids. Lineage: Eukaryota; Metazoa; Chordata; Actinopteri; Cypriniformes; Cyprinidae.